GCAAUAUUAGUGCUGAACAUAUAUUUUUUUAAAUUCAUCACAACCAGGUAUUAUAACAACCAGGAUUCGUAUUCCAUUGAGCAGGGGGAAAGGGGAAGUACCAUAAAUAAUAGUUAAUUUAUGUAAUUAAUAUUUAAAUCAACGGAAACACAAAAACGUCUUACAUUUUUAACUUUACUUUAACUUUAUGCGGUGGUAGAGUUUUUUCCCCCCCGACGGGACCCACCUUGCCGUGGUGGGGGGGCUCACGGGCCAAUCACUGGUCCGUGCCAAGAGGUUCCACCCUAGAGCCAGUCAUGACCUUAAUAUUGGUUGGGGCUGGCAGGCCCGGUCCACCUGCAUACACUUGCAAACGGAUCCCUGCCAGCAGGUAAAAUGGACGGAAGGAAAACCGCAAACCACAAUAUGAAUAGCAAAUGUAAAAAUAUUGUUACAACUCCAGGGGGAUCGGACCACCAGGAGUCGUUGGUAGCAGGUGGAUCUGGUGUAAAAACCGGGUUCAACGGAGCGGGCUUGCUACUUUCGUUACCUGUCAACCGCGACAAAUCGGAUGAAGGGGUGUCCAGCAUGGCCCCGGAUUCUGACAAACAUGCUACUGCUGAGACAGACGUGCCUCCGGGUACGCAGCCAAGGGAUAUGUUAUAUAUUAUACAUCAUAGAGCUUAUGAUACCGGUGAGAACGUAGCUGUAGCUACCAAUCUGACCUUAACUGACUACAAGCGAAAGCGAUCAUCUUAUGAAGAAGCUGGCCAUAACAGAAAAUUGUCUCGAACCUCAAGAGCCGCACUCGAUAUCCACCAUGUCAUUGGUAAGUACCUUAUACACGUCAACGACCCGAGACAUAAUAACAAAAUAUACAAAUAUCUAUACGGUCGAUAUCAGUGCUAAACUAUUUUAGAGCUAACCAAAGCGAUGGUUGUAUUGAUUUAACAAUGGUGUAUGCAGUGUUGGAGAUAGAUAAGAAAAAUCGUUCAAUAUAGAUAAGAUACAAAAAAUUAUAUAUUUAUAUUUUAUUUAUAUUUAUCAAGAUUUCUAGAUACAGACCAAAUAUCUAGGUAAUACAGUA
Messenger RNA from Acyrthosiphon pisum (pea aphid), 1066 nucleotides. RefSeq lists its product as uncharacterized. The transcript has 2 exons. The record is from RefSeq and is a predicted model, not a curated record. The coding region runs from base 376 to 888 and encodes 170 amino acids. NCBI's taxonomy places the organism in Eukaryota, Metazoa, Arthropoda, Insecta, Hemiptera, Aphididae.